AAUGCAUUGAGGUAAACAUUGCGUCACUGUUUACAACGUGCGGAAAAAAUAAUAACAUCAAAGUAUUGUGUACCGGUGUUUAUAAUGGCUUUUAGAGGAUAAAAUAUUGCUUAUCAAAAAUGUUUGCUAUCACUAAGCGUCUAGAUCAGGUCCAACAAGCGACAAAUCCCCGGGAACACAAGGAAAAGAAUCACGUUGAAGCCGGACGGAGCGCAGAGUACAGUUUCGUGUCGAGUUUGCGGCGAAGAAGUGGUCUUGAUGGCGCUUCAAUAUUUUGUGGUCUACGUGUCCCUGAUGAAUACCAGUCUAGAAAAAGAGAAAUCGACGUAGUCGUGCUAACUACGGGGGGAAUUAUCUGCAUUGAAGUAAAAAACUGGGGAGGUUGUAUUAAACCGAGCGAUGACAACCACUCUUGGCUCCAAACAAAAAACAAAAGACUCUCACAAAACGCUUACGUCUCGAACUUUGUAGAGCACGAAAAUGGUAUUUCUACAAUCAAACUAAAGGGAAAACUACUGAGAGACCAUUUGAUGAGGAAUGGGGUGUCCAUUCGUGAGAAACUGUUCAAAACCUUUGUCGUUUUCGUAAAUCAAAAUUGCGAAGUCGAUGCGAAAAUCGCGAACGACCCGUGUGUUGUUGUCAGCGAAAAAUGCGACGCUUUUAUCGGAAGUUUUCAAAAGGGCUACUUGGAAUGGCUCCAAGAAUCUGUUACGCCAUCUCUUCUGUCUGGUCUAAUGUCUAGCUCUCAACUUAGUUGCUCUAGGGCUGUACUAAGCUCUAUCGGAACAUGGGACAUCAUCGAACUCAACGGAGGAAAAAGACUGUACGGCGACUACAAAGAUUGUCCCGGGAUUGCGCUAGAUCGCGCUAAGACAGAAGCCCUUGAAAUAACUCAUUUGCGCAGCUAUGCCUUAGGACUAGCGUUUGCCGCUAUGGGCUAUACCCCUUCCGUGACUGUAUCUGCACUGGAGAGAGGUGGGUCUGGCUGGGUUUGGAACUCUUACGGCGCUGUGGUUAAGAUACCUUACAACACAGAGAUUGUUUUCCGAAUCUGCGGCGACGAAAUUGAUUCGAAAAUCCCGGUCAAUGAUGUGCUACGGGUGACUAUUAGUAUUUAGGCUAAACAAUUAGACAGGUAUCUUUAAUGUUUUACUGACUUGCUGUAAAUAAUGGCUACUUAGGUCUAUUUCUAUAUAUGUGGACCACCGUGUAUUUUUUUAUAAACUAUUCUUGCUUGGUGUUCACAUCCAAAGCAGAGUUCUUUUCCAGGUAGUUUGAUCAGGGUAUGUUAGACACACUGUAUAAACAUAUAUAAAGCAACAAAAGGUGCUUAGCGACAAGGCAGUGAUGACAUCAUCGUACCUAAGCUUUCCCUGAGUUGGUAGUUUCUUGGUGUUACGGAGCACCAGCACCAAAAACACAAUAGAACAAAAGCCAAAAACAAAGACCUUAGAACGAGACAAUGAAAUAGAGUACAAAGGCCUUGAGCACCAAAAACAAAUCUCUCCGUAACACCAAGGAAUACCCCCUGAGUUUUACUGUGAAGUUUGACAGGGGUUAUAGUUUGGUCGUGAAAUAAGAGACACAAAAAAGGUUUUGCCCAAUAGACUAGAAGAAAAAAACAAGAAAAUUGCCCCACUUUUUACUGCAGUGAAAGAGAUUCUGAACUAAUGGUACAAGCAACAUUUUUUACGUCGCCUUAAUAAAGAGCAGGGAAAUGCUCCCCCAGAACAUUGUAAUGCUUUUGAGGAUCUGAAAUGCCAAAAUUGUGAAAUGCUUCUAAAAUACUGUGGAUUUUGUCAAAUUUAAUGACAUGUAAUGAAAAAGUGUAAAAGUUAUGCUAUGAACCAACAAACAGUGUUAUAAAGCAAAUUUUUCCAUUUUCAACUAA
This is a messenger RNA of Nematostella vectensis (starlet sea anemone), 1891 nucleotides long. RefSeq lists its product as uncharacterized. Lineage: Eukaryota; Metazoa; Cnidaria; Anthozoa; Actiniaria; Edwardsiidae. Bases 120 to 1118 code for a protein of 332 amino acids. The transcript has a single exon. The record is from RefSeq and is a predicted model, not a curated record.